Mizuhopecten yessoensis (Yesso scallop) is the source of this 2195-nucleotide messenger RNA. RefSeq names its product peptidyl-prolyl cis-trans isomerase H-like. Bases 51 to 578 code for a protein of 175 amino acids. Gene Ontology annotation, cellular component: intracellular membrane-bounded organelle. Gene Ontology annotation, molecular function: peptidyl-prolyl cis-trans isomerase activity. The record is from RefSeq and is a predicted model, not a curated record. NCBI's taxonomy places the organism in Eukaryota, Metazoa, Mollusca, Bivalvia, Pectinida, Pectinidae. The transcript is spliced from 7 exons. Gene Ontology annotation, biological process: protein peptidyl-prolyl isomerization; protein folding.
GAACCGCCAGCAAAGUUAUUAAUCGACGCUGAUCGCAGAAAUUUGAAAGCAUGCAAGAGAAAUCAAAAGAAAACCCGAUCGUUUUCUUCGACAUAACCAUCGGUAACACAGUAGUUGGUCGCAUCAAGUUUGAACUGUUUGCUGAUGUUGUUCCAAGAACUGCUGAAAAUUUCAGACAGCUGUGUACGGGAGAGUACAGAAGAGAUGGAGUACCUAUUGGCUACAAAGGUUGUAUAUUCCACAGAAUCAUCAAAGACUUUAUGGUACAAGGUGGGGACUUUGUAAAUCAAGAUGGUACUGGUGUGGCCAGUAUUUAUGGUGGUACAUUUGCUGAUGAAAACUUCAAACAGAGUCACAGUGGACCAGGCAUGCUUUCUUUGGCUAACAGCGGUAAGGACAGUAAUGGCUGCCAAUUCUUUAUCACAUGUGCAGCCUGUGAUUUCCUGGACUGUAAACAUGUUGUAUUUGGGAAGGUGAUUGAUGGUCUGCUAGUUCUACGUAAGAUUGAAAAUGUACCGACAGGACCAAAUAACAAACCAAGGAUUGCGGUGAUCAUCUCAGAGUGUGGGGAAAUGUGACACAUCCCCAAAUCAAUGACACAAAUUGACGCAUUAACAGCGAGGCCACUAUGAACUGCGGGUACACGUGUAACAUGAAUUCGUCAGAAAUUUGUGAAGACAUUAGACAUUGACAUCAAGGCUGUAAGUCAAUCUCUGCCCACAACAUCACUUCUCUCAACCAUAAUGAAGAGAUGGAAGGAAAAUGUGAAGGCUUGGCCUUGUCUUUGUGACUCUCAAUCAUUUCCAGAAAGAAUUAUGUAGUGUAUAACACGUUAUGUGGAUACUUUCCUUCGUGGUUUGAAACCAUUUAGAUUGUUUCGUAGUACAAACUUAUGUGGAUAUCAUUUACUAACAAACAGUAGACACAUAUAUCAUUCUUAUUUUUUGUGUUUAUUUUUGCAGUCCAAUAGCAACCACGAAAAACACCAUGGCAUUGUUUAUACACAAUGAACAUUUCAUGUUAUACAGUACAAUGUAUUACUAUUAAAAAUAGAUUCUGAUAUUAAACCUCAUGUAGUCAUCAUGUAAAUGUCAGACUAGACCUUGAAAAAAAAGGUAAUUCUGUAUGGCAGGGGUUUUCUGAGGAAUGUUAACACGUUUUUUCUCAAAUUAAAUUAGUUCUGUCAUACAUUCAUUUGUAUCCAAUAAUUCUGUGCGUUAUAUUAUUGUCAGGAUUGUUGUAGCGUUUAUGACUUAAAAAAAUAGCAAGCCGCUCUGAAAAAAAUAAUUGGUAUAUACAUGUAUAUAUCACUGUCAAUGAAGUGCUAGGUGUAUGCACUUGAUGUUAUCACUAUCAAUGAAGUUAACUUGAAGAUAAAGGAUAUAGGUUUUGAAGGCAAUAUAUAUAACAAAAGAGGAAGAAUUGCAUCUACCAUAAGCAUAUUAAUUUCUUUUACCUUUCUCAAGAAAAUGCAUUCAAUCUUCAUAUAUUUAAUAUCAUUGUUUCAAUAAAAAACAUUUCAUAGACUAUAUUAACUUUCAUAUAUCAGCUUUGGUCUCAUAGACCAUCUAAAAAACCUUUUGGACACAGAGUUCAGUUUUCACAUUAAGGUUAUGAAAGUUUUUAUAUUAAGGAUGAACAUAAUAUGUUACACAUUUUCACUUUAUACUUUACAUUUCUGAAUUAUUACGUACUCUUUCCAUCAGUAAACUAAAAUUGAAUAUUUUUAUACUCUGACGACAAUUUCAUUAUGUUGAAUAAUAUAUUUCUAUUCAAAGCUGUCAAUGCCAGAUUUAUUUUGAUUUUUCAAGUCUGGGGGAUAAAUGAAUCAAUUUCUGUUAUUUUCUGUUUGUAUUUACGUUUACUUCGGAUUUAAUGUACCGAUCGUGAGAUUCAUAUUCUGUUUAUACCAAAAUCACUAAUAAAUACAAAAUGCUGUGCAACCAUCCAAAGUUUGAUGCGCAAAGGUGUAACAUAUGUUCAUACGAAAGUACAAUGUUUCACGUAUCGGGUUGAAUGAACUACUUUGGUGUACUGCCGUUGAUCUUAACUGACUUAGACAUUUAUGCAGGUAAUCUGUCCAUACUUAAACAUAAUUUUCAUAUGCUAAUUGUAAAGUGGGAUGUCUCUCCACCAUGUUUAUUAUAAAGUAAGCAUGAUGUACAUUUUUAAUGUAAUAAAUAAUAAAACAAUUA